CUCACUUAGCACCUCCUCAAAUUGAUGUUCGCCAUUCUCAUCAUUUUUUCUUCUCCGUCCAGAUCUGCGACUACACACCGAAAUCGUCAAUCAUCAGGCAUGUGGGACUGGUUUGAUCCCCAAAUGUGGUUGGAAGACCAUUUCACGCAUAUUUCUGAUUCUCUCAAAAAGAUAAAUAAAUUGGGGGAAGAAAAUGAAGAUUUGGUAGAAAAGCUCAAAUCAUUGAAGAAGAGUUUCACCCAUAUUGCUCAGGAGAGGCACACCAUGGAAGCAUUUGUGAAAAGCAGUCUUUAUUCAAGACAAAUAAUAAGGGCUUUAACAUUAGAUAUGUGUAGGGAGUUUGCUAAUUACAUACUUUGACAAGAAAUUAAUGUUGUAAGACUGAAAAGUAGUUGAAAUGAAACAAUUCUAUAGUUCUGUUUCAACAUAUUGUAUUCUGGCAGCAAUGUUUGAAAGUUUUGUUGUAAUGUACUC
This is a messenger RNA of Cuscuta epithymum, 474 nucleotides long. NCBI's taxonomy places the organism in Eukaryota, Viridiplantae, Streptophyta, Magnoliopsida, Solanales, Convolvulaceae. The record is from the annotation of a GenBank genome assembly.